Molecule: messenger RNA, 5210 nt
Organism: Erythranthe guttata (spotted monkey flower)
Lineage: Eukaryota; Viridiplantae; Streptophyta; Magnoliopsida; Lamiales; Phrymaceae
Source: RefSeq, a predicted model, not a curated record
CAGUGAACUUGUAGCAUAGAAAAUACAUGCUUCGACCUACAAAUGAAGCAGGAGAUGGUGCACAAGAACGUAUAAUAUAUAUACAUAAUACAUAAUUAGGAAGAGUGCCAAACUAAUCCGUUUAAAUCUUGUUCCAGUACAUAACAAAACUGAAUUAGCACUAAAUUAAACAUGAAAGACUUGGUAAUAUCUUAGGAGAUGGAUUGGUGGUACAAAGCACUAAAUCUGUAUUUAGAUCGAGUUAAUUUUAAUUUUGGGAACUUGUAUUCUUACUAGUCAAAUUUAUAUAUGCCAGGAUUUUUGUUAGUUCUCUUCACUCUAGCUACUGUUCGUCGGACUUCUAUGAAUGAAAUUAUAGUGUCGUGUAAAUUUCAUUUAUAUGCUCACUGAAGUGGCAUUUAGAAUCAGUGAGAUUGAAGUUGGACACACCAUUUUACGCAUGUGCGCGCUGACCAUAGCAGUUUUUUUCGUCAGGUUGUUCUCUCAACAGAAAACUCUACUUUCUCAGCAUUCAAGAAACGGGAUCGGGUAUUCUCAAGCACAGUACUGUUCUUACUUCAGCUUCUCCUUCUCUGGCCAGCUUCGCCGCCAUUUCUGCUAACUCGUUGUUCUGUCAACAGAAAACUCUAGUUUCUCGCCAUUCAAGAAACGGGAUCGGGGAUUCUCGAGCAGACUGUUCUUAAUUCAGGUAAUUGCGUCUGCCCUUGACACUCAAAAUGAUGAUGCUUUUUAUUAGGUCUAUCAUUCCUUCAUAUUAUUUGUUGCACUUCGAACUCAUAAAGAGUACAAUGUCGUGUAAAUUGAUUUAUAUCAUUUUGACACAAUUGGCAUUUAGAAUCAAUGUUACAAGGCCAAUUAUAGUGGCCGACGACCAAGGUAGUUGCUUAGCUUUGAAACAAUUUGCGAGUUAUUACUAAAAUAUCGUUCUUGUGGGCUAAAGAGGGACAUUUAGAACCAAUGUUACAAGGCUAAUUAUUGUGGCUAAAGAGGGAUAAUUUACACUUUUGGUCCCUAUAUUAUACACGAAAAUCCAUUUGAGCAUAUAUAUUUUUUUUGCCUCGAUUUUCGUCCUCGAAUUGGCCACCUUUUUUUUCAAUUUCGAUCUGCCGUUUGAUUUGGGUGUUAGUUUGGUCAGAAAAAUCACGUGUUUUUUUCAUGUGAGGAUGCAGAAGUACCCCCUUCUUACCUGCAUUUUCCAUUUAGCCCCAACUUUACUUUAUUCCUCAAUUUCAUCCUAAAAAAACUUUAACCAAACCGCAACAAUUCUUAGCUCGAAAACUACGCACGUCGUAGGAAUAUCGAUGAGGCCUAUACUCUAUCUCCCAAUCCUCGAUCACGUCUUUUUCUUCCUCCCCCAUUUUCCUUCUCCACCAAAACCUAUAAAGUAAAAACAGGGCUGAGUUUUAGUUUGUAACUCUUUGCUAUUCUUCAUAAAGAAAUCGACCAAAAUUAAAGGCAUUAAUAUCUGAGAUGAAGAAAUGGCGAUUUUAUUUGGGAUUAAUAUUUGUUGGGAUUUAUAUUAUUUAGGAUAAAAUUGUAGGACUAAAGUGAAAUUGUGGCUAAAUCGAAAGUAGAGGAAAAAGGAGGGGUCGAGGCGGUUAUUUCAGCAUGCUCACCUGCUCCACGUGUGACUUUUUCCGUCCGAAUUAACACCGAUAGCAAACAGCGGACUAAAAUUGUAAAAAUGUGGUUAGUUUGAGGACUAAAAUCGUGGCCAAACAAAUAUAAGGACUGAAAUCGAUAUUCGUGUAUAAUAUUGGGGCCAAAAGUGUAAUUAUCUUUAACUUUAUACACUAUGAUCAACACAUGCUUGGUACUCUCCCCUGCUCAAGGCUUAUUAUUAUGAUGUUUUGAUUUAUUCAAACUCUCUCACCUCCGUGAAAAUUUAAUUUUAUCAUUUACAGAAUUUCUAGCCAUGAUAGUAAAUGACAACCCGUUAAGUUUAAUAAUUUGAACUUGUACUCUUACUCGUCAAAUAACUUUGUGUUUAAACCAUAUUAUCUUAGGCGGGAAAAGCAAAAGGAUUUGGACAAGUUUGAAAAGACUCGAGGCCAGGAUUCAAGAAACGGGAUUCUCAAGUUACGGAUAAUUAAAGUGUUAAAGAUGUCACCUUCACAGAGUGCCACCCUCGUGUUUUAAACCGCAACCUUACCAUUUCAGGUAAUUACUUUUUUCCAGAACUUCUGUUCGAGUUUUUCUAUGUCUGCUAAGUGGAAAGUUUAAUCUUUCUAAAAUGUGAACCGUUUAUGCAUCUACCUCUGGCUUCGAUUAUUAUUAUUUUCCUUCAUAUGGUUCCUUAACAUUCCAUUAAUUGAGUACUAUUGACUUUCCAUGGGAUUAUUAUGCUUUUUGUUAGUCCUUGGUAUUGUUCGUCACUUUGUUGUAAAUCUGCAUGAAUUCAUGACGAGUAAUUAAAUAUCGUGUAAAUUUCUUUACAUCGUUUUGACAUACGUGACAUUUAGAACCAACGUUGCAAGACUAAUUAUUGUGGGUAAAGAGGACAAAAAAUCGAUUUGAGUCCCUAUUUUUUUUGGCCACGAUUUUAGUCCUCGAAUUAACCACUUCUUUUUUUCCGAUUUUGGUCUGCCGUUGAUUUGGGUGUUAGUUUGGACAGAAAAGUCGCGUGUUUUGGAUGUGAGGAUGCUGAAGUAGCCCCAACUUUACUUUUAUUCCUCAAUUUCAUCCAAAAAAAAAACUUUAAUGUAUUUGUUAUUUAGUAAGACUCACCGAAUCCGCCAAACCCCAACAAUUCUUCGCUCGAAAACUAUGCACCUCGUAAUCGAUGAGACCUAUACCCUAUCUCCCAAUCCUCGAUCAUGUCUUUUUCUUCCUCCACCAUUUACCUUCUCCACCAAAACCUAUACAGUGAAAACAGGGCUGAGUUUUAGUUUGUAACUCUUUGUUAUUCUUCAUAAAUAAAUCAAGCAAAAUUAAAGGGAUUAAUAGCCGAGAUGAAGAAAUGGGGAUUAUUGGGAUUAAUAUUUGUUGGGAUUUUAUUGGGAUUAAUAUUUGUUGGGAUUUAUAUUUUUUAGGAUAAAAUUGUGGGACCAAAUCGAAAUUGUGGCUAAAUCGAAAAUAGAGGAAAAGGAGGGUCGAGGCGGUUAUUUCAGCAUGCUCACAUGCUCCACACGUGACUUAUUCUGUCCGAAUUAACACCGAUAGCAAACGGGUGACAUGCAGAAAUUGGGUGUAGAAAUGGAUUUUAUUUCCUAGAAAGGCAAUUACAGUGUGCUAUAUUUGGCAUUAGGACAUGCUUUGGUAUUAAAAUAAUGAUUUCUUGAUGCUUUUAGCUGCUUCGUUUAUCAUAAUGAACUUGGAUUGACUCGUUUCAUCAGUUGUUUUGAUUGUAUUUCUGUAAAAUGAUAUCUUAUAGUGAUUGUUGAUUAUGUUCAAUUUUCUUUCAUUUCAGAACUUUGUGUUCAAACCAUAUUAUCUUAGGCGGGAAAACCAAAAGGAUUUUGACAAGUUUGAAGAGAGUACUCGAGGCCAGAUGGACGAAGUGAGCUUAGCUUCUCAUGUUUCAUCAUCACGACCGUCAUUUGCAGUUGAGCCAUCAGAUAUCGAGUAUCUUGAGGCUCCAGCUGCUUCAGAGUCGUCCGGAUACAAUUCUAGUUCGCACGGUUCCGGUCGAAGUGUAGACUCACUCGCAGUUGGAGCGGGCUCCCCAAUGUCUGUAGGCUCAGUGCCUUCGAACCCUAGGACCCCUGACCCCCUUCGAGAUGGUCCUGACCCCCUUCGAGAUGGUCCAGACCCCCUUCGAGAUGGUCCAGACCCCCUUCCACCAAACCCGGUUCAAGUUGGUGGUUUCAACUGGAUGCGGUCUUUCAAGGUGAUAGGAGCUAUCGUAUUCGUUUGUGCACUCGCUCUAUUAAUUGCCUUGGUCAUCACAGGAAGGACCAAAAAGAAAGAAGAUCACUGCAAAAUAUCGAUCUCGGUUUCAGGGGACGGGAAGUCUGAGUACCGUACCAUUUCAGAAGCGGUCGAAGCAUCCCCUAGUUAUAGCUCGUUUAGAGUGUGCAUACGCAUUGGAGCUGGGGAGUACAACGAGAAGGUGAGAAUUGCUCCCGACAAGAUCAACAUAACACUAUUAGGCGAAGGGGUCGAGAAGACCGUGAUUACUUCGAAUGCCACUUUGCCAAUAUCUUUGAUGGGUCGUUACGCAGCAACUUUAUGGGUUGGCGGGCAAGAUUUUCUUGCUCAAGAUCUGACAAUAUCAAAUACCGCAAAAGACGGUGUUGCUGUCGAGAAUUCUGGAGAUCAUACGGUCUUUUUCAGGUGCACACUUAGAGGAAUGAAUAUGACGUUGCAUGCACUAGGACUCAAACAGUUUUACCGUAGUUGUCAAUUUUACGGUAGAAAUCACCUAGUAUUAGGAAAUGAUCAUUCCUUUUUCCAAAAAUCUGAGUUUUUUAGCGAGAGGUCGGAUGAAAAAAUCGUUUUCUUUGGUCAGUCUCGUAAUUUUGUAGAUCACAAGACUGGGUUCAUAUUUCACCAGUGUGCAUUCUACACAAACAACUCCGAAGUGUAUUUAGGCAGUGCAAUAGGGAACUAUGCAUUUUUUGUCGUGAUGCAGUCCUAUUUGGAUGCACAUAUAGCUGGAUACUUCGUAGACAGUCCUCAUUUCAAUGGCAGUUAUUUUGCUAUUUUCGGGAAUAGUGGAGGUAGUUUGUCUCUUCCAAGUGCACCAUCAUCGGUCGUUGAUGCACUGAGUCGUACAGAAGUAGAUUCUAGAUUUUCACUUAGAAGUUUUCUCGGUAGUAUGACUUGGAUACCCGAUGAGGUGGAUCGUGAUUUGGAUUUGGCUAGAUGAUCGUUCAGAAUAACUCACAAAAGUCAAGGUUUCGUUCAUUUUGUUGGGGGGUCUUCAAAAACUAUGCUUCCGAUAGAGGUAACCUGUUUGAAGAAAGGGCAUCCAGCGAUUAGAUACUCGAAGAAAGGGAAACAAAUCCCCUGUCCCGAUCUGUUUGUUAUUAUUUGAUCUCUGGUAAUCUGCCCCCUAUAUGUACAUGUUUAAGUGUGUAAUGCUGCAUUUUGGUUGUUGUUUGUGUAUUUAUUACAUGAAUCUGAAUUCGGUAGUUUGUUUGGACUGUAAAACACGGGCUUAUGAAAUGCUGCAUUUUGCUUGGGUUUAUGAAAUGGCCGUGAAUGCUGAGGAAGAUACAUUUGUUGUUGCAUUUUGAUGAAGAAAUGAAUUUGCGUAAGUUUGCCUU